AGUCAGUACAAUGUCGAAAGUGGAUCUGUCAGCAUGGCCUUCUGGUAUCCAAAGCGAGAAGACGUGUGUGGAUCUGAAAGCAGCUGGGGGAGACAGGAGAGAGCAUAGGAGGACAGACUGGCAAGGCACCCCACAGUCUCUCAGGCAGGAGCAGCACCUGCAGUGGCUGCAGCUGCAGUGCAGAUGGAGGGAGGUCAGCCAGCGCGAACGCAGGGCCAAGCUGCGCAAUGCACAGAUCAUCCAGGACUUCCAGAGGACAGAGGCCACUGUGAGAGACCUGGCCGCCCGGACCACAGCCAUGACCACCAUUCGUGCUGAUUAUGAGAAGCAGCUGCAGCAGAAGUGUCCCAGACGGCUGCAGAAGUUGGAGGAGAAGAGGACAUAUCUGCAUUGCAAGAAGCAGGUGGAGCUGAACCUAAAUGAAUACCUAGGAAGGCAGGAAUGGGAGAAAGUGACACAAAGUGACAUCAGCAGGGGUCCAGCUGGUGCUCAGUCCCCCAGUUCCCCUGCUGACCCCCUCCACCUCCUCACUUCAUCCCCACCCCCCCUACCAGACAGCAAAAACUGUUACUUCCACACACUGAAAAAUGACUUGAUGGAUUCCCAAAGUGAGGACUACACCCAAAACGUCUCUCACCAAUCAUGCCAUCCCAUGGGCCACAACUCCUGGUUGACUCCGGACCAGCGACGAAAAUCAGUUUCCCAAACCAGGACUAUCUCGGACCAUCUAGCCGAUGCUUCCAUGGAGACUAGAGGCCCCCAGCAGGGGGGUCGCAGUCUGGAUCCCAAGGCAUGGGGUGUAGUCUGUGAGCCAGCGCAGGACCAGAAAGGUGAAACGUGCAUGUCAUUGAGGAGAUGGGACCAAGAUGGCGGCCUUGAUGGAAGCCCCACUCAGGAGGCAGACAGAGACCUGAGGCAGAGGCGGCUUGACAGGCAGGAGCAGCCCUGCAACCAGUCCUUCGAGCUGGAUGUUAAGCCAGUCCGUCUGCCCACCACACAUAGGGGCAGCAGUGAGAGAAGUUCCGUCUGCAGUACUGCCAAGAGCAACGAUGUCCCUGCAUCACCGAGGAAGAAAAAGAAGGAGAAAAGAGGAAGGAUUCAAAAAAUCUGCACAGGCUGGAUGAAAACUUUCUGCCAUAGGUCACAUGAUGGAGUUGCUAGCAGCAUGGAAACCUUGUCAGGUCACAUGGGACACAGUUCAAAGACAAGUGGGCACUCCGUAGUAGCAAAGCAGAGGAGCAAUGAAUCUUCACCAAAUGAAGGCGAAACAGAGAGUGCACAUUCGUCUGGAGAGACGGAGAAGACUGAGAAGGACGGUCUGACCCAGGAAGGUGCUGUGGAAGGUCCAGAAAUGGGGGAAGAGUUAGGGGAAAGUGAAGAGACUGAUAAUGGAGAUGAGAAUGAUUCACAGUUUAGCAGCCAGUCAGAGGGAGAAGGUGAGGAAGCAGAGGAAAGUAAGGAAUAUAGCAAAGAAGAAAUGAGCAGUGGGGCGGAAGAAAGUGAGGACUAUGAUGAAGAAAUAGAAGGAUGUGAAUGGAAUGGGGAACAGGGACAGGCAGGGGAGGAUGAUCCUGUGGGGGGGGUAGAAACAAGUGAGGGAGGCACAGAGGAUGGAGAGAUUUACGACAGCCCAGAGCAAGAGUGGGGGCAGAUGUCUGGGCAUGAGAAGGUCAAAGAAUUACAGAGCUUCAUGCCAAGUGGUGCAGGAGGUGAGAAGACAGUGGAGGAACUGGAGGAGGUGGAAGAUGAAGGCAACGGCCAGGAGGGUGAAGAAGAGGAAGAUGAUAGUCAAGAAGAAGGAUAUUCUGAGGAUGACAGCGAGGAAGAAAAAAGCCAGGGACAAGUCACCUUAGAGGAGGGUGACGGGGAACAAGAUGAAGAGGACGGUACAGGUAGCUUAGACAAAUCUGAAGAAGAAGAUGAGGCGAGGGAAGAUUUCAGCAAGGAUGAAGAGGAGAUGAAUGAGGAAAAGGGAGGUAGUGAAGUGGAAGAAAUGGGAGUGACAGACUGCAAGGAAGAUGAAAGUGGGAGAACGACUGACUCUGACGAUGAAAUAAUCAGCUCACAGCUGGAUGACAGGAAAAGCCAAGCUACGAGAGCUGGAUGGAAUUUUACUGGUAAAUGUGACGCUGCAGGAAAAAUGAGACAAAUUGAUGAAGAAAAUGAAGAAAAUGAAACAGGAGAACAAAAGUAUCAGGAGAGUACUGGUGACGACACAACCAGCAGCGAUGGCCCUGACUACAGCAAGGCACUCUUUACAAAAGUUAUUACUGGUGAUGAAGAUGGUCAGUGUAGUGAUGAUGAGGAGGAUAUUGAAGUUCUUCUGGCGCCGCAUGGAGAUCCAGAGAGACAGCAGGAGAAGAAAACACCCCCCGCAGUGAAAACUACAGGUCCAUGGCACGACUCAGAGACCGACUCAGGCGACAUCGUGCUGGAUGGACAGGAACUGAGCGCUUGUGACCUGAAUGGGCAGGAUGACUUUGAUGACUUUUAGAAAGAAGAAGAAGUAGC
Messenger RNA from Brienomyrus brachyistius, 2511 nucleotides. RefSeq names its product protein IWS1 homolog A-like. Lineage: Eukaryota; Metazoa; Chordata; Actinopteri; Osteoglossiformes; Mormyridae. The record is from RefSeq and is a predicted model, not a curated record. The coding region runs from base 11 to 2494 and encodes 827 amino acids. The transcript has 12 exons.